AUGCUAGCAGAUGAGGUGGAGUACUGGUGGGAGAACACUCGCCCACAUCUAGAAGGAGCAGGUGGUGUUGUUGUCCAAUGGGAGACUUUCAGACAAUCUUUUCUGGAGAAGUAUUUUCCAGAAGAUGUGAAGAAUAGGAAGGAGAUGGAGUUUCUCGAGCUGAAACAGGAAAGUAUGACGGUGGCAGAGUAUGCGGCGAGGUUUGAGAACCUUGUAAGGUAUUUUCCUCAUUAUCAGGGGGAAGCUGGGGAGACGUCCAAAUGCGUGAAAUUUGUCAAUGGCCUUCGACCAGAAGUAAAGAUGAUGAGGACCAGUGGAGGACUUCAACCAGUUAGUGGGAGUUCUCAGCCAAUUAACAAGGUGUCUCAGUCUGCGGGUAGAGAUAGUGGUGGUAGUGGUGCUCCUGCUAUUGUUACUACACCACUCAGGUGUGGGAAGUGUGGUCGACUUGGGCAUAUUGCUCGUGAGUGCACCGAUAGAGAGGUGACAUGCUUUAACUACCAAGGUAAGGGUCACCUCAGUACCAGUUGCCCAUAUCCGAGGAGGGAGAAGAGGAGUGGAAGUCUAAAUAACCAGAAUGGACGACCAAGGACCACAAGGAGAGUGUUUGCUCUUAGUGGUGCUGAUGCCGCACAGUCUGAUGAACUCAUCCAAGGUAUGUGUUUCAUAAGUCAAGUUCCCUUGGUUGUAUUGUAUGAUUCAGGUGCGACCCAUUCAUUUAUUUCUCGUGUCUGUGUUGAAAAACUUGCCUUGCUUGUGUCUUCCUUGAAAUUUGACUUGAUUGUGAAUACACCUGCUAGUGGGUCUGUUUUAACUUCUGAUGUGCGCUUGCAAUGUCCUGUCUUAAUUUCUGAUAGACAGUUUCAAAUUGAUUUAGUUGUUUUACCUUUGAGUCAGAUUGAUGUUAUUCUUGGUGAUAUGUUUUUGUCUGCAAACCAAGUUGAGGCAUCUUUGAGGGAGGAUGCACGGGUAUACAUAAUCUUAGCUAAUAUGAGUGUCGAGACUACAAACCCUUUGAGUGAUAUACCAUUGGUGAGAGAGUUUCCAAAGGUGUUUGAGGUGUCAGAAUUACCACCAAAGAGAGAGGUCGAGUUCUUUAUAGACCUAGUGUCCGUUACUGGACCUAUAUCCAUAGCACCUUAUAGGAUGUCCCCUGUGGAGUUGAGUGAGCGUAAGAAACAGUUAGAGGAACUCUUAGAGAAAUAG
Messenger RNA from Glycine soja, 1206 nucleotides. RefSeq lists its product as uncharacterized. Lineage: Eukaryota; Viridiplantae; Streptophyta; Magnoliopsida; Fabales; Fabaceae. Bases 1 to 1206 code for a protein of 401 amino acids. Gene Ontology annotation, molecular function: zinc ion binding; nucleic acid binding. The record is from RefSeq and is a predicted model, not a curated record. The transcript has 3 exons.